AUGGACACUAAUGAGGACAUUGCUGAAAGCCUGGUACACUAUUAUCAGGACCUGCUUCAGUCAAAUAAUCAACCCUUCUGUCCCGUGGCUACAAAUUCCAUUCAGAAAGUUAUUACCAAGGGUAUGAAUUCCAUGCUCUCAUCCGAAUUCACUCUCUUGGAGAGUGCUUUCACAAAGAGUCGACUUAUUUCUGACAACAUUUUGGUAGCUUUUGAAUCUUUACAUAGUAUGCAGAGACACACAAGGAAGGACAGCUAUAUGGCUAUUAAGCUAGACAUGAGCAAAGCUUAUGACAGAGUGGAGUGGGAUUACCUAUCUUCAGUCAUGGAAAAAAUGGGGUUCAAUGAACAUUGGAUCCGCCUUAUGAUGUUAUGUGUCAAAACUGUGACAUACUCCAUACUGGUAAAUGGGGAAUUCAAAGGCAUGAUCACUUUAACAAGAGGCAUUAGACAAGGAGACCCUCUCUCGCCGUUCCUAUUCUUACUUUGCACUAAGGGUCUCAAUGGGCUAAUCAACCAAGCCUCUCAACAUGGCCACAUAAAGGGCUACGCGCUUUGUAGAAAUAGUCCAAAACUAACCCAUCUUUUGUUUGCAGAUGAUAGCUUGUUGUUUUGUAGGGCUACCAUAGAGGAGUGCCAAAGAGUCCUGUAUAUUUUGGAAGUUUAUGGGAGAUGUUCAAGACAACAGAUUAACCGAAGUAAGACAACAAUCUUCUUUAGUAAAUCUACUUGUGAUGACAUCCGAAAUCAGAUAAAGCUGGCACUGGGGGUUCUAGAAAUUGUUCAGUAUGAGAAAUACUUGGGACUACCAUCUCUGAAAGGUGAAAGGAGGAAAGUGCAUUGGGUGAAAUGGGAAACACUUUGCCUCCCAAAAAAGGAAGGUGGUAUGGGCUUUAAGGAUCUAGCCAACUUCAACGAUGCUCUCUUGGCUAAACAAGCUUGGAGAUUACUUCAUAAUAAGAACUCCCUAUUCUAUAGAGUCUUUAAAACGAAGUUUUUUCCAAAUUGCAACAUCUGGGAGGCACAGGAAUCUAGCACCGGUUCGCAUGCUUGGCAUAGCAUUUUAAAGGGAAGAGAUGUCAUUUUCAAGGGUGCAAGAUGGAGGAUUGGCUGUGGAGAAGCCAUGAGCAUAUGGAACAAUGCAUGGUUACCAUCCUUAGAGCACCCACAAGUCUUAUCUAAUACUGUUCCAAGCUUUGAAGAUGGGAGAGUAUCUGAUCUCAUCAAUCCACUCACACGAACAUGGGAUCUCAAUUUAGUGCAUGGCUUAUUGUCACCAGAUGAAGCUGAUUUAGUUCUCAACAUCCCAUUGAGUCGCACACCUAUGGAGGACAAGAUCAUUUGGCCCUUCACCCCCCCUCAGGUCCUCCAACACGCAAAUCAAUCCCUGGCGGCCUUCCAACAAAGCCAACGGUCCUCUUGUCAGCUUCCUACAUCUCCACGUCGUCCCCUUCAUGCACAGUGGAGUCCGCCCCAUAUGAACUGCUUCAAACUGAAUUUCGAUGGGGCAUCUUUUCUGGAGUUGGGUAAGGCUGGACUGGGAGUGGCCGUCCGUGAUAGCCAAGGGAACGUGAUUGCUUCACUGUCGAAACAAGCACCGCUACCGUUCUCCUCAGAUAUCGUGGAAGCCAUGGCAGCUGCAAGGGCUUUGGUUUUUGCUCAAGAACUGGGUAUAGCUGAAUUCAUUCUUGAAGGAGAUUCAGAAGUGGUGAUUCGCAGCAGCGAAGCCUCUUUCUCUUCGUUUGGACACCUACUGGAAUCAGCUAAAUCAAUGCUUGUGUCAAGUACUUGCAUAAAUUUCUCCCAUGUACGUAGAAGUGGUAAUAAAAUAGCCCAUAACCUAGCUAGACAUGCAAGAAAUGUCAGAGGUUUGUCAGUGUGGGUGGAGGAUGUUCCACCACACUUAAUCGAUGUACUCUUCGCCGAUCCUGGCUGA
Messenger RNA from Quercus lobata, 1935 nucleotides. RefSeq lists its product as uncharacterized. The coding region runs from base 1 to 1935 and encodes 644 amino acids. Gene Ontology annotation, molecular function: nucleic acid binding; RNA-DNA hybrid ribonuclease activity. The record is from RefSeq and is a predicted model, not a curated record. The transcript has 4 exons. Lineage: Eukaryota; Viridiplantae; Streptophyta; Magnoliopsida; Fagales; Fagaceae.